CACAUCUUCCUGGAGAAGGGGAGGGUGCGGCUGUAGAGAAUUGAGAUCUAGACGCUUUGGAUUCCUGUAUCUGAGAACGGACUCGUUGGGGCGAGGAAGGGGUUUGAGAUUGGGGACCUAGAAAAGGCUCAGCGCUUGUCAGGCCAACCUGAGACAUGUCGGACACAAGCAAGAGUGGUGCGGGUCUAACUCACUUCCAGGCUGAAGCUUCAGGAAAGGACAGCGACUCUAUGAUGCAGACUCUAUUGACAGUGACCCAGAAUUUGGAGGUCUCAGAGACACCCAAGGCCUCAAAGACACCAGAAGUCUCAGAGGCUGUGAAGGUCUCAAAAGCCCCAGGGGUCUCAAAAGCCACAGAGGUCUUAAAGGCACCAGAGGCUCAGGAGGGAGCUGCCACCCAAGCCUCACCUACCACUCAGCUGACUGAUACCCAGGUUUUGGCAGCUGAAAACAAGAGUUCAGCAGCUGACACCAAGAAGCAGAAUGCUGAUCCACAAGCAGUGACAAUGCCUGCCACUGAGACCAAAAAGGUCAGCUGUGUGGCUGAUACAGAGGUCAAUACAAAGGCCCUGGAGGCUGAGGCUGCUGCUUCUCAGUCCCUGGCAGGUGAACCUGAACCUGAGGGUACAGCUCCUCAGGCUCAGGAGAAUCAGGAUACUCGGCCCAAGGCCAAGGCCAAGAAAGCCCGAAAGGUGAAGCAUCUGGAUGGGGAAGAGGAUGGCAACAGUGAUCAGAGUCAGGAUUCUGGAACCACUGGUGGCCGAAGGGUCUCAAAGGCCCUAAUGGCCUCAAUGGCCCGCAGGGCUUCAAGAGGUCCCAUAGCCUUUUGGGCCCGCAGGGCAUCAAGGACUCGGUUGGCUGCUUGGGCCCGGAGAGCCUUGCUCUCCCUGAGGUCACCUAAAGCCCGUAGGGGAAAGGCUCGCCGUAGAGCUGCCAAGCUCCAGCCAUCUGAAGAGCCUGAAGUACCACCACCUCGGGAUGUGGCCCUUUUGCAAGGGAGGGCAAAUGAUUUGGUAAAGUACUUGUUGGCUAAAGACCAGACAAAGAUUCCCAUCAAGCGCUCAGACAUGCUGAAGGACAUCAUCAAAGAAUACACUGAUGUGUACCCUGAAAUCAUUGAACGAGCAGGCUAUUCUUUGGAGAAGGUAUUUGGCAUUCAGUUGAAGGAAAUUGAUAAGAAUGACCACUUGUACAUUCUUCUCAGUACCUUAGAGCCCACCGAUGCAGGCAUACUGGGAACGACCAAGGACUCACCCAAGCUUGGUCUCCUCAUGGUGCUUCUUAGCAUCAUCUUCAUGAAUGGAAAUCGGUCCAGUGAGGCUGUCAUCUGGGAGGUGCUGCGCAAGUUGGGGCUACGCCCUGGGAUUCAUCACUCUCUCUUUGGAGAUGUGAGGAAGCUCAUUACUGAUGAGUUUGUGAAGCAGAAGUACCUGGACUAUGCUAGAGUCCCCAAUAGCAAUCCCCCUGAGUAUGAGUUCUUCUGGGGCCUGCGCUCCUACCAUGAGACCAGCAAGAUGAAAGUCCUCAAGUUUGCCUGCAAGGUACAAAAGAAGGAUCCCAAGGAAUGGGCAACUCAGUACCGAGAGGCGAUGGAAGCAGAUUUGAAGGCUGCGGCUGAGGCAGCAGCUGAAGCCAAGGCGAGGGCUGAGAUUAGAGCUCAAAUGGGCAUAGGGCUCGGCUCUGAAAAUGCUGCUGGGCCCUGCAACUGGGAUGAAGCUGAUAUUGGACCCUGGGCCAAAGCCCGGAUCCAGGCAGGAGCUGAAGCUAAAGCCAAAGUCCAGGAGAGUGGUGGGACCAGUGCUGGUGCCAGUACCAGCAACAGUGCCAGCGCCAGCAGUGGCUUCAGUGCCAGCACCAGCCUGACUGCCACGCUCACAUUUGGGCUUUUUGCUGGCCUUGGUGGAACUGGUGCCAGCACCAGUGGCAGCUCUGGUGCCUGUGGUUUCUCCUACAAGUGAGAUUUCAGAUAUUGCUAAUAGUGGCAGUCUUUCUCUUCAAGCAAGGGUGCGUCCUCAGAAACCUACUCAACACAGCACUCUAGGCAGCCACUAUCAAUCAAAUGAAGUUGAUACUCUGCAUUAAAUCUAUUUGCUGUUCCUGA
Messenger RNA from Cynocephalus volans (Philippine flying lemur), 2101 nucleotides. Its product is annotated as melanoma-associated antigen D2. The record is from RefSeq and is a predicted model, not a curated record. The transcript is spliced from 13 exons. NCBI's taxonomy places the organism in Eukaryota, Metazoa, Chordata, Mammalia, Dermoptera, Cynocephalidae. Gene Ontology annotation, cellular component: nucleus. The coding region runs from base 156 to 1958 and encodes 600 amino acids. Gene Ontology annotation, biological process: negative regulation of transcription by RNA polymerase II.